GUCUAAUCAUUCUCUCUGGUCGGAACUAUAAACACGUCCAAUUGUUUCCACCCGUAGGGAUUUAUUGGUCGAAAUGUUUGAGCUUUUUACGAAUCAGAAAACCACACUUCAAUCUGUAAAUUGUUUAGCUAAUAAGUCAACUUAAAGGCAUUCAAAUAACGCAAUCAACUCAAACUGUGACAGUUAUUUAUCCAAAGGUGAGAUGGCAGCAUCGGGGUUGGACGAUUUGAAUUUUACAAUGAAAGAGAUAACUGGCUCCGGCAGCACAAGUGAUGAGACGUUCACUGCCAGUGUUGUGCCUGAGAGUUCGUCGACUCUUUCUCUAUCAGAGGACAAUAAACUCGUCUGUGUGGAAUAUCCAGGUAUUAUCUCCAAUGUGGACAAGAUGCUGGAAAGUAUUGGGGGUAUACAAGGGAUGUCCAAGACCUAUGCUGACCCCAGCAGACGGUUGGAACUUCGCUUUCGUCCCCAGGACCCGUUCUGUCACCCUGUCUGUGGAAACCGUUACCCCUCCACCAACCUGCUGCUGCGCAUGAAAAGGAGGGUGCGUAAAGGCAACUCCAAGGAAGCCCAAAUCAGCAUGGACAUCCUGGGUGUCAUUGGGACGACAUACAAAUUCCAAGGGAUGGCAGACUUCCAGUAUCUUGCGGUGCAUUCAGCAAAGGACGGCUCACACACAUCCCUCUACGAUAAGAUCAUCUUGCGUAAACCAGAGAAUAAUGAGUUCUUUGAGCAGCCUGUGCCCCUCUUCCUUCCUCCACCAAUCUUCUCUCGCCUGGACAGUGCUGUGGACUACAACUACCGACCUGAAAUCCAACACAAAGAAGGCCAUUGUCCCCCAACAGUCUCCAGGGAUAAUCUGAUUGGUUUGAGUCGAGCCCGUCGGCCUCAUAAUGCCAUCUUCCUCACUUUUAACGACCAGAACAUCCCUACGGAGCCCCUGGAGGCUGCCAAGGUCAACUGGAAGAGAGUGUGUGUUCACCCCAGUGACAUAAAGGCAGAGGAACAACUGAAGGAGAUGUUUGAGAGCCGGCCCAUCUGGUCCGGGUACGCGGUCAAGGCCAACCUGGACCUCCACCCUGAUAAACUGAAGCUGCUGCUCCCUAUCAUGGCCUACUAUAUGGUGACAGGCCCCUGGAGGAGCCUCUGGGUGAGAUUUGGCUACGACCCUUGCAAGACACCAGAGGCCAAGAAAUACCAGGUGCUGGAUUUCAGGAUCCGCUGCAGUACCAAGCACGGAUAUACUAUAAAUGACAUGCCAGUUAAGGCCAAGAGGAGCACUUUCAACUAUACCCUGCCAAUCACACUUAACAAAGCAGUGCCCCAGGCUGCUAAUGUGACAGAUUUACCUCCUGAGGGCCCUGCUGGUGGACGUAGUGCAAAUAUAACCAGAUACCAGCUCAAGGAUUCCUCAUACAUAUUCCGAGAUGGGACCCUGCCCCCCCACAGGCAGAUGUUCUACCAGCUCUGUGAUCUGGAUGUGGAGAGCAUAAGGAACGUGAUCAGUCGGAACGAUGGCCAGGAGGAGGAGUGUGACGAGAGGGAUGGCUGGUGUCUGUCCCACACCUCUGAUGACCUCCGAGAUAUCAUGUCCUCCAUGAUCAAGCAGGUUAUCCGUGCCAAGAGGUCAGCUCCAUACUCUUCUGGGCCUGAGAGUUCUAUUACCAGUCAAAAGACCCCAGAAAGUGGAGAGGAUGAUGAAGAGGAGAAUGAGGAAGAUGAGUUUCAUCCCUCAGAGGGGAGUGACAAUGAGAUGCAGACAGAGAUGCUGGAUUAUAUGUGAGGAUGGACACGGUCUAUCCCUGCCCUGAGAAAUGGACUGGAAUUGUACAAACUUACUUCGUUCUCUAUACAAACAUACUUUUUUUUGUGUAUUUGCAAAUUAGUGUGAAUAAAUAUGUUUUAAGUUGA
Molecule: messenger RNA, 1911 nt
Organism: Oncorhynchus masou masou (cherry salmon)
Lineage: Eukaryota; Metazoa; Chordata; Actinopteri; Salmoniformes; Salmonidae
Product: general transcription factor 3C polypeptide 5-like
Exons: 11
Coding region: 203-1783 (526 amino acids)
Biological process (GO): transcription initiation at RNA polymerase III promoter
Cellular component (GO): transcription factor TFIIIC complex
Molecular function (GO): RNA polymerase III type 1 promoter sequence-specific DNA binding; RNA polymerase III type 2 promoter sequence-specific DNA binding
Source: RefSeq, a predicted model, not a curated record